UUCUUCGUGCAGUUCACAAGGGAAAAAAUACAUUGAAUCAGGUAGCUAACGCUAGCCACGUAUCCUCUACAUUUGUUGUCAAAAGUACACAAAAUGGCUUUGGAAACGGUUCCCAAAGACCUCCGCCAUCAGCGGGCUUGUCUUCUAUGCUCUCUCGUGAAGACCAUUGAUCAGUUUGAAUACGAUGGUUGUGACAACUGCGAGUCAUAUCUUCAGAUGAAGGGGAACCGUGAGAUGGUGUACGAGUGCACAAGCUCCUCGUUUGAUGGAGUAAUAGCCAUGAUGAGUCCCGAAGACAGUUGGGUGGCUAAAUGGCAGAGAAUAAGUAAUUUUAAACCUGGCGUGUAUGCUGUUACAGUAACAGGACGUCUACCUCCAGGUGUGGUGAGAGAGCUGAAAAGCAGAGGGGUGAUCUACAAAUCCAGAGACACAGCUGUCAAGACUUGAGAGCAUAACUUGUACCUGCCUAUGGAAACAGCCAACAGCUUGACGUCACACUGCUACACUGUCACUCUGACACCUUUCUUUUUCCAUAAACUUUAGACCAUGUUGGAACUGAAUUGUGGAUCAAAAGCAAAUGUUUUAGCUUGCUGAAAUUGAAAGCAUUGAAAGUCAGGGCUCACGUAAAAAUUGUUUGUGUGAAAUAACUUUGUUUGUUUUGAAAAGAGUACAAACAUCAGUGGCUGGUGGGGAUUGUUUUCAGACAUUUAUUUUGCUUAUGUUGUUGGUUGUUUGUAAUUUCUAAAGUAUGGUUGAUUGAAUGAAAUACAACUUUUUCUAAUAAAAAUGUCUGGGAUUUA
This is a messenger RNA of Hypomesus transpacificus, 800 nucleotides long. RefSeq names its product SPT4 homolog, DSIF elongation factor subunit (gene supt4h1). The record is from RefSeq and is a predicted model, not a curated record. NCBI's taxonomy places the organism in Eukaryota, Metazoa, Chordata, Actinopteri, Osmeriformes, Osmeridae. Gene Ontology annotation, molecular function: RNA polymerase II complex binding; zinc ion binding. Gene Ontology annotation, cellular component: DSIF complex; nucleus. The transcript has 5 exons. Gene Ontology annotation, biological process: positive regulation of DNA-templated transcription, elongation; regulation of transcription elongation by RNA polymerase II; mRNA processing. Bases 94 to 447 code for a protein of 117 amino acids.